Molecule: messenger RNA, 216 nt
Organism: Sphaerulina musiva SO2202
Lineage: Eukaryota; Fungi; Ascomycota; Dothideomycetes; Mycosphaerellales; Mycosphaerellaceae
Exons: 2
Coding region: 1-216 (71 amino acids)
Source: RefSeq, a predicted model, not a curated record
AUGUCCUUGAUGCACUCACGCUCAGAGAGCGAGCACACCAGCUUUGGUGACAUCCAUAGCAUGACCACAGCCAACUCGCGCAGUACCCUACCAACUGAGCCGGCCAUCAACGGCAGACCACAGAAGAUUGUAGACAUCAUCUGCAAGCUCAGUAACCCCCAUGAUGUCGGAGCUCAAUUUGUACAAAGCUUGAAGUGCACACGGAUCGUGUCUUGA